Messenger RNA from Bemisia tabaci, 5589 nucleotides. RefSeq names its product zinc finger FYVE domain-containing protein 21. Gene Ontology annotation, molecular function: metal ion binding. Lineage: Eukaryota; Metazoa; Arthropoda; Insecta; Hemiptera; Aleyrodidae. The record is from RefSeq and is a predicted model, not a curated record.
CACUCUGCAGCCACCAUAUUUGGAACUAAUAACAACAACUUCAUCAAAAAGUUCGUGUUCCAAAGUUUACCAAGCCCAAACCAAAAGUUCGGAAAAAAUCGUCAGUAUUAUUUUCAUUAAUUUCGAAGUAUUGUGAUGAUCAAGUAGGCUGUUUUGUUAGUUGUCCAUCUGUGCCAAAAUGAAUAUUUCUGGGAAACCUCUCAAGAAAUUAAUCAGAUCAAAAUCAGGACUAAAAAUUGUCACUGCUAAUGAUGAAGAUAAGAGUCCAUUUGUGCAGCAGGAGCCAGAAUGGAUUCCUGAUUGCGAGGUGAUGUUUUGCACUAAAUGUCACAUGAAGUUUGGAUUUACCAGACGGAGGCAUCAUUGUCGACGUUGUGGCUUAAUAUUCUGUAGCUCCUGCUGCAACGCAAAACUUCAGCUCCCCCGAAUGUGUUUUUUUGACCCUGUUAGGAUAUGUGACCUCUGUACCUCUGUUACUAAUGAAGAGAAUGAAUUCUUCAAGUAUCAGCUCAGAACUUUAUUGAUAGGAUCAAAAUUUGAAUACUCAACUGUUGACUGUAGUAAAUCACCCAAGUUCUCUUCCAUUUGUAUUUGCAAACUGUCCCCUGAUCACAGGUAUUUGAUCUUUGAUGAGCCCGAAAUCAAUCCAGUUAGUUUGAAUUCUAUUCUAUCGUUAAAGCUUCUAAAAGGAUCUGAUGAAGAUAUAUGUGGAAUCGAUGUGGAGCAUAUUUCUGAACAUAGAGAAGUGUUUCGUCUAAGAAAUUUAGGAGACCCAAAUGAAUUAGUUUCAAGCACAGACUGGAUAUCUUCUCUGCUUUCGGCGUUUGUUCUAUUCCUGAAAGGCAAAAGUGAAGAAGAUGCUUAUAUUGUCGGAUGAAAUGUGAGUAGUUGAUUUCAAAGCUAUUUUCUUGAUUAUUAUUAUUAUUAUUAUUUUUUGACGCAGUUAUGAGCUCAACCCAGUCACCAAUUUUAAUACAUUGUUUUCCCUCCACUAGUUCUGAAGCUCUCACAAAACAUGUAGAAAUUUAAUGUUUCUUUGAUCCAAAGUUUGAAAAGAUAUUGCUCAAUCCAUGACUUUUAAUUACUUCACCGCUGAAAAUGAAGAAGUGCGUUUUUUCAUGUUUUUUCUUUUAGACAUGAAAUACAGGGAUCUGUAUCUUUUGUAUGGAAACAAUCCUCUUUAUCGUUCUGUCGCUUUUCAGAAAUUGUUGUGUUCAAUUUUGAUGAAAAAAAAAAAAAAAAUACCUAAUAAUAAUAAAUAAAUAAGUAAAAACCAGCGCAGCACCCUUUUGCAGUUCCUGUUUAAAAAAUUGUGCUAUCAUUUUUCUCUGUACCACAUGGGGAAAGAUAAAAUACUCCAAUUAAGUAAUAUGAUGUUGAAAAUUUUCUAUCACCUAAUAAGUACAAAAGCAUAGAAGUUUUCAUCGUGAGAAAAUCAUCUUGAACAGCCUUAUGGGAUUUAAAUUAUAGACAAUUCAGUAAGUAUUUGAUUGAACUACAGUGAAAUACCGUCUCAAGUCUAGAAAAAAAUUUCAGUGAUCUGUAUUAGUACCUAUCGUACCAUUACCAAAAUCAAAAAAUGCAUGCCCUGGUGUUGGGAAGAUGUAGGUUAGUUUAACUUGUAUUCAUUAUUGUAACCUCAUAAAACAAAGUUGACGGUUGUAAAAAUUCUCUGUAUUUCAACUAGUUUCCAAAGCACUAUAACAGAAGUAAUUAUUCCAAAAUUAGAUUCCUAUAUCUGAGUGAGGAAUGAUUUGAUUUGGUUGUGAUAUUAUUUUCUGAGUGAGAAUUAACAGUUCUAACCUCUUUUAUCGGGUGUGAAAAAAGAAAGCAAACAAAAGCUUUAGGUGAAUCUUCAGCUGUAGUUCCAGGAAAAUCUAACAUGUCUUACUGCUAGAAUCCAGCUCCAAAAUCCAUAAUUAUUAAAAAUUACAACAGAUAUAUUGAACUCUAAGACCCAUAAGUUCUUGCAGCUUAUGUCUGUGUGCUUAUGUUUGGAACACAAACUUUGUAAGUUACAUAAUAAAAGCUAAAACUUGAUCCCAGUUUCUUUUAUGGGAUGCCUGUAAGUGCGAGAGAGAUGAUUCUGAGAGAGAAAUGAUUCUUCUUGGAGUCAGAUUUCAGCAGUGCGACUCGGUGAAUUUUUUUGAGACAACCCCUGAAGAUUCAUCCGAAGCAAGCUGAGCAACAAGGAACCAAGUGCAUUGGAAUAUUGCUGAGACACUGAAACUACUUUCUAGUAGGAAGAAAGUAAAAUCUAUAAAAUAGUUUUUGUUUAAUUAACAUUUUCUGUGCAUGAAAACUGUUUGUACCAUUACACUAACCUCCAAAAUGGAAAAUAUAGGACAAUGCUUACAACACUGAGAUGCACUCAGUCCCUCUCUUUCCAAAUUUUUACAUCUCUGAGACCAAUCAGUAGGAUUACUUCUUAAGUUGCAAACAGAUCUUCUAUUUGCCGAGUUCAAGAUAUCUUUGCUUAUUCAUUUAUUUAUGUUAUUUUAGAAAGUAAUACAAAAGGUUGUUUCAUCUCAGUAGCUGUGUCUAGUCUUUAAAAAUCUCAGAAAAAAUAUUCUUCAAUGAAAGGAUGAAACUCUUAAACUUUUAACCCAUUAGAGAAAUUUAUUCUAAACAAAAAUGAAAAUGACUCUGGGUCUAUUUAUCAGUGUAUCAUGACUAUAAUGGAGUUUCUCUCUUUGAUUUUUUGACAUAUUUUGUGUUGAAAAAAGUUUCUCCAAAGCAAGAGAGGGAUGCCUCUCAAGUUUUCAAACCUCCUCUCUUAAGUUUUGAAACUUGUAGCUCUUUAAUCAUUACUAUAAUUCAUUAGUCCCCUAAACCUUAACACCGCAGCCAUACUUUUGUAAACGUAGCAAUCUAAAUAUAUAUACAUUUAAAGCAAAGGUAGUUUAUAUUGUUCUGAAACAUUCUUAAGUUCCACAUGGAGACCAUCCCAAAAUAGUGUGAGUAGGUGAAACUAAAAUUUUUUCAUGUAUAGAUAUUUCCCAGGUGCCUUAAUUUUUCCUCCUAUUGAGGUGAAUUUUUCUUGUCUAAAAACUUAGGUAUGAUCUGCCCCAAGAAAUUAGUGAGCUGUGAUUAUGAAAAUCACAAAUCUGUAGUUUAAGUAUGUAAGUUGACUCUUAAAUUAUUUUGAUCUGAACUGCUUACAAUUGGUUGAUUUUAUUAAUGCCUCUUCAUUUAUUGAUUAUGCAGAUGGAAUGUUAGGUUUUGUUUUACAUAUACAUGUAUUAGUUUUGCUCGCCAUUGAAAAAUUCUUCGAUUCAAAGAUUAGAUGUACGAUACUCAUGCCAAAUGAUCUUAUACUUAAUUUUACAAAACAAAAGUUUGUAAAUAAUCAGAAUGAAAGGGCCAUCUUGCGUUAAAUUGUCACCGAGGGGUAUAAAAUUGAAUUUACUGCAAAAUUUUAAUUUUCUUUCGCCAGGGAUUCUAUUAUUUCUUAAAUAUCGAUUUUACUAAACAAGUAUUAUGAUAUUAGCAUUUUGUAUAAUUUUUAAAUGGUUAUAUUGUAAAGGGAUUACCAUUAAGGGUUUUUUAGUUCUGUUUUACAAUCAGAUCUAAUCUUUUCUCUUUUAAAAACUAAAUUUUUUUCACUUCCUGAGCUCAAUGGUAAUUUGGUGUUAAAUUUUUGCCUAGUUUACAUUUGAAAACACUGAUCGACCUCUCUUUUUAGUGAUUCCUGUAUGAAGUCAUUGUGAUUUGUUCCAUUUUGUCUUUGAGCCCAAGGGAGCAAACUCUAAUUUUGAUUUUAGGCAAGAGAUUCUAGUCCUCCCUUAAUUCUUCACCUUCUGACUGAAUUUUACAAGCGCCAUUUACGCUCAGCAGCUAUGUUGCCAGACGUAUCAAUAUUGUUCCAAUAUUUCUUUAAAACUUAUGGUAAACCAGAAGCGCCCAAAAUUGAGUUGAAGAAGUAAAUUGAAGGUCAGAGUAGUGAAAAAAAUGUUUUUCUCUGUUUUUUUUUUUAUCUAAAGAGAAAAGAGUUACAAUUUUUUAGGUGGUCUAGAGAUAUUUGACGUAACCGAAAAGGAGGUGAAGGGGGUCAAAAAUCUCUUGACAUAAUUCAUUUACAUCCCUAAAUUAUUCACAUUCAACUGGUUCCAAGUUUAUUUUUCAAAUGCAUGUGGUGGAUGCCAUGUAUUUGGUCUCCCAGGUGUCGGUUACUUCCAUUAUUGUACUCAUUUAUUUUCUAAUAUACACGUGUUUGUUUUUAUAUUUUACAUCUCAGAAUUUUGUUUUUUAUUGUAAAAUUAAAUAAAGUGUUAAAAUUGAAGGAUUAGAAUGUCAAUAUUUAAUGUUGAUUAAGAGUUCCAUCACAAGUAGCAAAGAAACAAUGAAAUUAAGGGCUUCUUUUAAUAUUUUUCCUACAAAAUGUUUUUCUCGUGCCAUUUUUUAUGUGACCUCGUUGUGUUCAUAAACUGGAAGUCGAUGAAAAUCCUUUAACCUAUCUGCUCUCUUCUAGGUCUAAAAAAGAAUCAAGUAGAUUCUAUCGCUAGCACUAGUUUUAACUAUCACUAUUAUAAUCAUUGUUAUUGCCAUCAUUUAUAUCUUCUUUAUGUGAACAUUUUUUAGUUGGGUAUUAUUGUGAGAUGAACUUUUAAAGUUUUUAUUUCCUGCCUAUGAAUAGGUAGUACCAAAACCACUCAUUCAAAAUUCCUCUGUAAUACUUGCCAGAUUUUGGCGAUACAUAUACUAUCAUCAUUAUGAUGAUCCCCCCCCCCCCCCCCACACACACACACACACACUCAAGUUGCUAUUAGUUUCUGUUUCCGGUUUAUUUUUCAUGUAUUGGUUUUUUUUUUCCAAAGAUAUUUUCGCUGUAUGUCAUGAGAGAACUGAAUUCUGAAUUUCAAUGAAUUUUCCGAAUUUAUAGCUUGUGGACUUGUACCGUGACUAUUGGAUAGUGAUUUAUAAGCAAAAAUUCAACACCAACUAAUUAUUUUGAUUUAGGUAUGCACAGAGCAUAUUGCAGUGUGCUUCUAUGAAAAAAAAAAAAAAAAAAGUUUUGUAGGUUUGAUGCAUGCUAGUAGAAAUUAAUUUUUAAAAAAUCGUCCAUAAUUUUGCUGCUGUCAAUGAACUAGAUCUCAAGGUAACAGAAACGUACCCUUUUGUCUGCAAAGCUAGGUAUAGCCUAAGUAUUGGUUGUUACGUUGAGCAUUUUGGAAGCAUGCAUAUUUUUCAAUUUUUAAUUACAUCGACGUGGAGUACUGGUGUUCCUUUUUCUCAAUGUAACUACUCUACUCAAUGAUAAUAUCCAAUCUACUGAAGUGCAUCAAUGUCACUCCUCAACCCUCUUCGUUUAAAUAUAAAUAAUUUUACUCCAACAAUUACCUUUUCAUGCUGAGCCGGUAGGUUGCUCUGUCUGUAAGCCUACCAGUGCCUUAUUAGGUUAGCAAAUAAGUAUUCAUAAGAAUUUCUAUUCAAUUUGUACGCAGUUAAAUGCAUGUUAUUCUCAUCACUUGUAUGUCAAUUCUCCAAACUCAGAGACUAGUAUCAAAAAAAGAGGCCUGUCAAUUGUAGCUUUUUCAAAGCUGUCUUUGUACCAACAGAUUUUAUUAAAGUCGUUCAGUUGAUUCUAAA